AUGUUCUCCAGUGUUCCCAACCCAGGGAACCUAAUGUUCUCCAGUGUUCCCAACCCAGGGAACCUAAUGUUCUCCAGUGUUCCCAACCCAGGGAACCUAAUGUUCUCCAGUGUUCCCAACCCAGGGAACCUAAUGUUCUCCAGUGUUCCCAACCCAGAGAAUCUAAUGUUCUCCAGUGUUCCCAACCCAGAGAACCUAAUGUUCUCCAGUGUUCCCAACCCAGGGAACCUAAUGUUCUCCAGUGUUCCCAACCCAGGGAACCUAAUGUUCUCCAGUGUUCCCAACCCAGGGAACCUAAUGUUCUCAAGUGUUCCCAACCCAGAGAACCUAAUGUUCUCCAGUGUUCCCAACCCAGGGAACCUAAUGUUCUCCAGUGUUCCCAACCCAGGGAACCUAAUGUUCUCCAGUGUUCCCAACCCAGGGAACCUAAUGUUCUCCAGUGUUCCCAACCCAGGGAACCUAAUGUUCUCCAGUGUUCCCAACCCAGGGAACCUAAUGUUCUCCAGUGUUCCCAACCCAGGGAACCUAAUGUUCUCCAGUGUUCCCAACCCAGGGAACCUAAUGUUCUCCAGUGUUCCCAACCCAGGGAACCUAAUGUUCUCCAGUGUUCCCAACCCAGGGAACCUAAUGUUCUCCAGUGUUCCCAACCCAGGGAACCUAAUGUUCUCCAGUGUUCCCAACCCAGAGAACCUAAUGUUCUCCAGUGUUCCCAACCCAGGGAACCUAAUGUUCUCCAGUGUUCCCAACCCAGGGAACCUAAUGUUCUCCAGUGUUCCCAACCCAGGGAACCUAAUGUUCUCCAGUGUUCCCAACCCAGGGAACCUAAUGUUCUCCAGUGUUCCCAACCCAGAGAACCUAAUGUUCAGUGUUCCCAGAAUCUAA
Oncorhynchus keta (chum salmon) is the source of this 882-nucleotide messenger RNA. RefSeq lists its product as uncharacterized. Bases 1 to 882 code for a protein of 293 amino acids. The transcript has a single exon. NCBI's taxonomy places the organism in Eukaryota, Metazoa, Chordata, Actinopteri, Salmoniformes, Salmonidae. The record is from RefSeq and is a predicted model, not a curated record.